Messenger RNA from Frankliniella occidentalis (western flower thrips), 1332 nucleotides. Its product is annotated as xanthine dehydrogenase-like. NCBI's taxonomy places the organism in Eukaryota, Metazoa, Arthropoda, Insecta, Thysanoptera, Thripidae. Gene Ontology annotation, molecular function: iron ion binding; flavin adenine dinucleotide binding; oxidoreductase activity. The coding region runs from base 43 to 1317 and encodes 424 amino acids. The record is from RefSeq and is a predicted model, not a curated record. The transcript has 6 exons.
CGCUUCAUCCAAAGCCGGCUAGUCGCCUCGUCUCGGCCGCAGAUGGCCGACGACUUGCCGACGGCCACCAUGGAGACCAACGUGAUCGUGUUUUUCGUCAACGGGAAGAAGGUCGUGGACAGCAAUGUGGAUCCUGAGUGGACUCUUCUUUACUAUCUCCGGAAUAAGCUUCGGCUGUGCGGCACCAAGCUGGGAUGCGCCGAGGGUGGCUGCGGCGCCUGCACCGUCAUGGUGUCCAGGCUGGAGCGCAGCACGGGGCAGAUACGGCACCUGGCGGUGAACGCGUGCCUGGCCCCGGUGUGCGCCAUGCACGGCCUGGCCGUCACCACGGUCGAGGGCAUCGGCUCGACGCGCACCCGGCUGCACCCCGUGCAGGAGCGCAUCGCCAAGGCGCACGGCUCGCAGUGCGGCUUCUGCACGCCGGGCAUCGUCAUGUCCAUGUACGCGCUGCUGCGCACCCUGCCCAAGCCCAACAUGCACGACCUGGAGAUGGCCCUGCAAGGCAACUUGUGUCGCUGCACGGGAUACCGCCCCAUUCUCGAGGGCUUCCGGACCUUCACCGAGGAGUACGAGGCGCUGCAGACUGCCAGCCGCACACAGGGACUGCCGAACGGCGACCUCGGCAACGGGCCGAGGAACGGCGGCUGCCCCAUGGGAGACCAGUGCUGCAAGGUGGGCGGCGGGGGCUGCUCAGGCGGCGCCAACGGAGAAGUCAACGGCCUAACCAACGGCCUGGACAACGGCGAGCACAAAGUCAACGGAGGAGGUGAUUGCGACUACAAAGUCAGCGGGAGUGUCAUCGGCGACCACAAAGUCAACGGAAGCGUCAACGGCGACACGUGCGGAACGGAGCGUGUCAACGGCGUUCCCGUGCUCCCCGAUCAGAGAGGCGUUCACGCCCUCGGCGCACUGAAGAAGACCUCUUCCGAUGACAAGUGCUACAGUGCGGAGACCUUUACCCCCUAUGACCCGUCACAAGAGGCCAUUUUCCCACCCGAGCUAAAGAAGAGCGCACUGCUGGACGAGCAGGCGUUACGCGUGGUGGGGCCGCGCGUCACCUGGCUGCGGCCCACGAGUCUGGAGCAGCUGCUGCACCUCAAGGAGCAGCACCCGCAGGCACGCAUCAUCACAGGCAACACGGAAGUCGGUGAGCAGACGAGCAGAGUCGAGCGCGCCGCGGGCUUAAAACCUGGUCCUGGGCCGGCUGUGUUUUCUUCUUUUUUCGCGGUUUUGCUCGGUUGCGAGCGGGGGGGGCAAUCAGAGCAGGGGCGGCAUAGGGCAGAGGCCACGAGGGACUCGGGUUACCCGUGCGGCUGACAGGAUCGCCAGGAC